This is a messenger RNA of Ceratosolen solmsi marchali, 910 nucleotides long. RefSeq names its product exosome complex component RRP43. Gene Ontology annotation, cellular component: nuclear exosome (RNase complex); cytoplasmic exosome (RNase complex). NCBI's taxonomy places the organism in Eukaryota, Metazoa, Arthropoda, Insecta, Hymenoptera, Agaonidae. Gene Ontology annotation, molecular function: mRNA 3'-UTR AU-rich region binding. The coding region runs from base 8 to 829 and encodes 273 amino acids. The transcript has 6 exons. The record is from RefSeq and is a predicted model, not a curated record. Gene Ontology annotation, biological process: nuclear mRNA surveillance; U1 snRNA 3'-end processing; U5 snRNA 3'-end processing.
UAUAAUAAUGGAAUCGCAAUACAAAACGAUUCAUCCAGCCAAGUACCUCAGAGAUCAUUUUGCUUCGAAUAUAAGGCCCGAUGGCAGAGAAUUUAUGUCAUUCCGUCCAGUAAGCGUAUGCGUAGGAUCGAUUACGAAAGCCGAUGGUUCGGCCCUAGUUAAAAUUGGAAAUACAACGGUUGUUUGUGGUAUCAAGGCAGAAUUAGCGUGUCCAAAGGCUGAAAGUCCAGAUUGCGGCUUUAUUGUUCCAAAUGUGGAAUUGGCACCGUUAUCGUCGCCAAAAUUUCGACCCGGUCCUCCCAGUGAAGAAUCGCAGUGCAUAAGCAAGCUUAUUGAAAAAAUAUUAAUAAAUUCAGAGGCCAUAGACUUGAAAAGUCUUUGUAUACAUAAAGAUAAGCUUGCUUGGGUUUUAUAUUGCGACAUUAUUUCUUUGGAUUACGAUGGUUCGGUAAUAGAUGCGUGUACUACAUCCUUGAUGGCAGCAUUAAAAAUACUAACAUUACCGACUGUAGACUAUACUCCAGAGACCGGGUCUAUAAAGAUCGAUAAAAAAAAUAGAAUUCACAUUCCAUUAAAACAAUUAGCUAUUUGUACCACCUUUGCUAUUUUCGAUAACCAACUACUUAUUACUGAUCCAACAGAGGAUGAAGAAAAACACUCUUUAAGUACGAUAAACAUAGUGUUUAACGAAGAUGAUAUGUGUUUUGUUCACAAAUCAGGUGGAAUCCCAGUCUCUCAGAACUUAUUUUCGACGUGUAUAAUAAAAGCGAAAAAUCAUGGAAAUCAAGUAAGGAAACUUAUAUUAGCAGCAGUUAACUGUAAAACGUAACGCAAUUCACUAGUCAAUUUAAUAACUUCAUAUAUUUGUAAAUAAAAAUUUAUUAUCAUUGGUCACAUGCUUAUAAAUAUA